Rhipicephalus sanguineus (brown dog tick) is the source of this 1395-nucleotide messenger RNA. Its product is annotated as nose resistant to fluoxetine protein 6-like. Lineage: Eukaryota; Metazoa; Arthropoda; Arachnida; Ixodida; Ixodidae. The coding region runs from base 2 to 667 and encodes 221 amino acids. The transcript has 4 exons. The record is from RefSeq and is a predicted model, not a curated record.
GAUGAGAACGGUAAACGAUUAUUACAUGAAGCCUUUUUAUCACGCCGUGUGCUACUUCAGUGGCUGCAUGACUUGCCUCAUCGUGGCUGACUUCAGAAAGCGCAAGAUUUCCAAGACCUUUCAGCUCGCAGGCUGGUGCGUAUCUGUCAGUUGCGCCCUCUUCUCUGUAUUCGUGAAGCUUCCAUGGUACUUAAAGGAGAAUCCCACCUCAAACGACAUAGAGAUAGUCGUGGCCUUCUUCGACAGAAUACUAUGGUCCAUCUCUAUUGCUUGGCUCACGCUGGCAUGUUCGACGGGUCUAGGUGGUCCUGUGAGCAAGUUGCUCUCUUGGAAUGCAUUUGUGCCGUUAAGCAAGCUCACGUACGGUGUGUAUUUGAUCCACCUGCCCUUGUUCGAAUUGAUGAUGCACUCAUCAAGAGAACGAGUCGACUUUUCAGAGUUUAACCGGGCCACAGUUUUCUUCGGGGUGCUCCUGUGGUGCUACGUGCUGUCGUACUUCGCAUUCAUCACGUGCGAGGCACCGACUAAAGCGCUCGACAAGCUGGUUUUCGGCAGGCUGAUCAGAGGUGGCAGCUCCCUGAAGCACGAACAUCAAGAGCUCCUCGAAGACAGCAACUUGAAGAAGGAGAGUCGUGGGGGAGAGAACAACGAAAUGUCUUUACGCUAACUGAAAUUUCUUUGCGAAAUUUCUUUACGUGUUGAUUGGUGCACGCUUGUGGGCAUCCACCUUUGAGGUGAGACUGCCAAUGCUUUCUAAUGUUGGGUCCGACUGUGGUAAAAUCGGGCACAACUUUACAAAGUUGUUACAAAGGAGUGCUGCAAAGUGGUAGGUAGCAGAAAAUUCUUUCCUAGCAGUGGCGGCGGUGUAGGCGGUGGUGUAGGAGGUGGGAGUAGAGGAGAGCGGAUGUAUUGGUGGCACAGCGGAGCCAGUGCCGAGAGUCGCUGCGGUGACGCCAGGUGAGCGUACCUCAGUGUCCGUGGGAUAGGUCACGUGCUUUCCGGACAUGGAUAUUGCGGACGCCGGCCGAGUGCACCUUUCGCCAAUCUAGCCAGGCAAAGCUUUCGCGUUGAAAAAGCGCUUACUUUUCAGAUGGGAAGAAAGCAGACACAGGCCAACUGGUUGUACUGUGCCUACCUUUUUCACCUGUGAAAUGUUUAGGCUCUUUCUACCUUAUUAGUAAGCUAAGCGACACUGACUUUGCUAAGCAGGAGUCGAUAGAAUACUAAUAUCUAUGAAUCCGAACCAGUCAAGAUGACUUCUCCCAUAAACUCACUCGUCCACCUCAUGAAACAGAUGCUGCUUGAAAACGAUUAGUAAAACACACAUUUAGCGAAACUCUUUUGAGCUAUUAGUGUUCAUUUCUUAAGAUUCAUCGCAGGGACUCGUCUGACUCA